This is a messenger RNA of Chaetomium globosum CBS 148.51, 4530 nucleotides long. RefSeq lists its product as uncharacterized. The record is from RefSeq and is a predicted model, not a curated record. NCBI's taxonomy places the organism in Eukaryota, Fungi, Ascomycota, Sordariomycetes, Sordariales, Chaetomiaceae. The transcript is spliced from 3 exons. Gene Ontology annotation, molecular function: ATPase-coupled intramembrane lipid carrier activity; ATP hydrolysis activity; ATP binding. Gene Ontology annotation, biological process: phospholipid translocation. The coding region runs from base 1 to 4530 and encodes 1509 amino acids. Gene Ontology annotation, cellular component: plasma membrane.
AUGGCGUCUCCCCAGGGGGGUGCGGGAGAUGCUGCUGAGCCGCAUCUGUCGUCGAUGCAGCGGUCUCGAUGGGCCACUCGGAAGUUGACGGUUAAGAGCAGCUCCAUGAAGCGUCUCUCGCUAAUGGGGAGGAAACACAACAACAAGGGCAUGGCGAACGAGAAGAAGAGAACAUCUGGGGGGACUGACGCGUCCCAGCCCGACGAUGGCGACCAAGAAGACGACUCCAGUGUCCAGGAGGAGGUUGGUGAUGGGCCGGGGCCGAGGCAGCUGUUCUUCAACCUCCCUUUACCGGCCGAAUUUCAAGACGAGGAAGGGUACCCGUUACAGCAGUUCACGCGAAACAAGAUUCGAACCGCCAAAUACACGCCGCUCUCCUUCGUCCCCAAGAACCUGUUCUUCCAGUUCCAAAAUAUCGCCAACAUUUUUUUCCUCUUCCUUGUUAUUCUAGUGGACGCGAUCGAAGAUUACCGAAGGACCAACCUCGAUAACGUGCUCAACAAUGCGCCCGUUCACCGGUUGUUGGGCAAGAAGAACGUCAACGUGCGGGAGGAUAAUGUCUCGGGGUGGCGGAAGUUCAAGAAGGCCAAUUCUCGCUUCUUCGGUUCGAUAUGGCGCUCGAUCGAAGCGCUGUGGAAGAAGGAAGAGCCAAGCCACCAGACCUUCAAGACGGCCGACCCACGAAUGUCUAUCGAGACGAGGAACACCGCCUGGGAACCCGUCGCGUCGCCGCACUCGCGCCAAUCAGUUGCCUCGGCACACGAAGAUAUCCAGAUGACCCCAGUGCCGUCGCCCUUGCCCCGUGACCCCGACAUGCCCACCAUGUCGUCCACCAUGGAAAACGAGGCAGUACUCUUGCAAAACCUCAAAGGCGACCUGAUAAAUCCAGAGGAGCCCAUUUCCGGAAAUGCGAGGUUUCACAGGGAUGCUUGGAAAAACUUGGUGGUCGGCGACUUCGUGCGCAUCUACAACGACGACGAACUCCCCGCUGAUGUCAUCAUUCUGGCGACGUCGGAUCCAGACGGCGCGUGCUAUGUGGAAACAAAGAAUUUGGACGGCGAAACCAACCUCAAGGUCCGAUCCGCUCUGCGAUGCGGACGGACGUUGAAGCAUGCACGCGACUGCGAACGCGCCCAGUUCAUCAUCGACAGCGAGCCGCCGCAGCCGAAUCUCUACAAGUAUAACGGCGCGGUCAAGUGGCGGCAACGAGUUCCCUGGGACCCCAAGGCCGAGCCGAGGGGAAUGUCGGAACCCGUCGGCAUCGAUAAUAUGCUUUUGCGGGGCUGCAACCUCCGGAACACGGAAUGGGCGCUCGGUGUCGUCGUUUUCACCGGCCAUGAUACGAAGAUCAUGAUGAACGCCGGUAUCACACCCAACAAGCGGCCCCGCAUCGCGAGAGAGCUGAACUUCAAUGUCAUCUGCAACUUCGGCAUCCUUCUCGUCAUGUGUCUGAUCUCGGCUCUCGCGAACGGUGUCGCCUGGGCGAGAACCGAUGCUUCCUUGACCUGGUUCGAGUACGGCUCUAUCGGAGGAACCCCGGGCUUGACUGGUUUCAUUACGUUCUGGGCUGCCCUGAUCGUUUUCCAGAACUUGAUUCCCAUCUCGCUCUACAUUUCGCUCGAGAUUGUAAGAACUGCCCAGGCGUUCUUCAUCUACAGUGAUGUCGGGAUGUAUUACGACAAGAUCGACCAGCCCUGCAUCCCCAAGUCGUGGAACGUCUCGGAUGAUGUCGGUCAGAUCGAGUAUAUCUUCUCAGAUAAGACGGGUACCCUCACGCAAAACGUCAUGGAGUUCAAGAAGGCGACCAUCAAUGGGCAACCAUAUGGCGAAGCGUAUACUGAAGCCCAAGCCGGCAUGAAUAAGAGACUGGGCAUCAAUGUCGAGGAGGAGGCGAAGACAAUCCGGGCCGAGAUCGCCGACGCCAAGGUCAGAGCGCUCCGUGGGCUUCGCCAACUUCACGACAACCCGUACCUUCACGACGAUGACCUGACCUUUAUCGCCCCCGAUUUCGUCGAUGACCUGGCCGGCAAGAAUGGCCCUGAACAGCAACAAGCAAACGAACAAUUCAUGCUAGCCCUUGCCCUCUGUCACACGGUCAUCGCCGAGAAGGAACCAGGGGAUCCCCCAAAGAUGCUUUUUAAGGCCCAGUCUCCAGACGAGGCGGCCCUGGUGGCCACAGCACGCGACAUGGGGUUCACUGUGCUCGGCUCCUCAAACGACGGAAUCAACCUGAACGUCAUGGGUACCGACAGGCACUACACCGUCCUCAAUACCAUUGAGUUCAACUCUAGCAGGAAAAGGAUGAGUGCGAUUGUGAAAAUGCCGGAUGGCCGGAUUGUGCUUUUCUGCAAAGGCGCCGACAGCAUCAUUUAUGCUCGCCUGAAGAAGGGCGAGCAAGCCGAACUCCGGUUGGAAACGGCGAAGCAUCUUGAGCUGUUUGCGGUCGAGGGUCUCCGGACGCUUUGCAUCGCUCAAAAGGAGCUCACGGAGGCGCAGUACCUCGAGUUUAAGAAAGAACACGACGUGGCCGCCACGGCGCUAGAGAACCGUGAGGAGAGGCUCGAGGAAGUAGCUGAUAAGAUCGAGCGAGACCUAACCUUGAUGGGAGGAACUGCCAUCGAAGACCGUCUCCAAGACGGCGUUCCGGAUACGAUUGGGUUGUUGGGCGAUGCCGGAAUUAAACUCUGGGUGCUCACAGGCGACAAGGUCGAGACAGCCAUCAACAUCGGGUUUUCCUGCAACUUGCUGAACAACGACAUGGACCUCAUUCGUCUCCAAGUCAACGAAGACGAAGGUAGCUUGGCGACCGAGGCGGAGUACCUAGCGAUUUGCGAAGAACAACUUGACAGUGGCCUGGCGAGGUUCCAUAUGACGGGCAGCGACGAGGAGCUAAAGAAGGCCAUGAAAGACCACGAACCCCCCGCCGCCACUCACGCGCUUGUGAUCGACGGCUUCACACUUCGGUGGGCGCUCAGCGAUACCUUGAAACAGAAGUUUCUGUUACUGUGCAAGCAGUGCAAGUCAGUCCUCUGCUGCCGUGUCAGCCCCGCACAAAAAGCCGCCGUUGUCGCCAUGGUAAAGAACGGCCUCGAUGUCAUGACUCUCUCGGUAGGAGACGGCGCCAACGACGUGGCCAUGAUUCAGGAGGCGGACGUCGGCGUCGGCAUUGCCGGCGUGGAGGGACGGCAGGCCGUCAUGUCGGCUGACUACGCCGUUGGGCAGUUCCGCUUCUUGCAGAGGUUGGUGCUGGUCCACGGAAGGUGGUCGUACCGGCGUUUGGCAGAGUCGAUCAGUAACUUCUUCUACAAGAAUAUGGUGUGGACGUGGGCCAUUUUCUGGUACCAAGCCUUUACGGAUUUCGACAUCUCGUACAUUUUUGAGUACACGUACAUCCUCAUGUUCAACCUUUUCUUCACAUCGGUCCCGGUUAUCCUUAUGGGCGUCCUGGAUCAGGAUGUGAGCGACACGGUGUCGCUGGCGGUGCCCCAGCUCUACCGUCGCGGGAUUGAACGGAAAGAGUGGACUCAAACGAAGUUCUGGGCGUACAUGGUUGAUGGCAUCUACCAGUCCACUCUGAGCUUCUUUAUCCCGUACAUCUUUGUCAUCCUCACGACCACGGGCUCCGGAAACGGGCUUGAUGUUUCGGAGCGGACACGGCUAGGGUGUUAUAUUGCCCACCCGGCCGUGCUCACCAUCAACUCGUACAUCCUGAUCAACACCUACCGGUGGGAUUGGCUCAUGAUUCUCGUUGUUGUCAUCAGUGAUGUCUUCAUCUUUUUCUGGACCGGCGUGUACACGUCGUUCACGUACGCUGCCGGUUUCUACCAGGCAGCUCCUCAAAUCUACCAGGAGUUGACCUUCUGGAUGUGCCUGAUCGUCACUCCGGUCGUCUGUCUCCUACCGCGUCUUGUGAUCAAGGCGAUGCAGAAGCAGCUGUUCCCCUAUGACGUGGACAUCAUCCGCGAGCAAGCCAAGCGCGGCGACUAUGCCGACGCCGACGCGGCUGCUGCUGCGGCCGUCGACGCGACCGAAGGCGUGGAGGACGCAUCAGCCAAGUCAUCGUCCUCGUCGGGCAAGUUAUCCGGGCGGAGCAGGAAGGCAAAGCACACCCAGUACGCGAGCGUCGAUGAGGACAGACGGCCAAUCUACCCGCCAUCGAUCGCGACGCACAACACACGCACGCAAAACGGAAGCGACGGGACGACCUAUAUCAUGAGCCGGGCCUCGGCCGAGCUGCAGCAGCAGCGGGAACAGCAACAACAGGAUGACAUGGGUGUAGAACCGGAGCGCGCUGUCACCCGGCCAUCGAUAGAUCGCUGCAGGCCGUCAUACGACAGGGUGCGGCGGUCCAUCGACGGGCGUGUGCGCCCAAGCUUCGAGGCCAGUAACGACUUUACCUCAGCUGCGCGCUUGAGCAGGAUUGAAUCGACACAUUCGGCCCAGGGACUCCCGGGCCAACGGCGGUUCAACCUGACGACGGUGAGGAAGCGGGGGCUGUCUGCUUUCUCCAAGAAGAGUAUUGACCCAUGA